Rhododendron vialii is the source of this 1548-nucleotide messenger RNA. Its product is annotated as splicing factor U2af small subunit B-like. The coding region runs from base 181 to 1116 and encodes 311 amino acids. Gene Ontology annotation, molecular function: pre-mRNA 3'-splice site binding; metal ion binding. The record is from RefSeq and is a predicted model, not a curated record. NCBI's taxonomy places the organism in Eukaryota, Viridiplantae, Streptophyta, Magnoliopsida, Ericales, Ericaceae. The transcript is spliced from 6 exons. Gene Ontology annotation, cellular component: spliceosomal complex; U2AF complex. Gene Ontology annotation, biological process: mRNA splicing, via spliceosome.
UGCUGAGUGCUGAGGCUCGAACCCGUGAGUCUGUAAUAAUUAAACCAGUGGAGUUCUUACAUGUUCAGCUGAGAGAGAGAAACCCUAGGUCAAUCGAGGGCCGACGGAGAGAGAGGGAGAGAGAGAGUGAGUGAGUGAGAGAUCUCUGUGUUGGUUGGGACUUGGGGGGGUGGUGGAAAAAUGGCGGAGCAUUUGGCGUCGAUAUUCGGGACGGAGAAGGACAGGGUGAACUGCCCUUUCUAUUUCAAGAUAGGAGCCUGCAGGCACGGCGAUCGUUGCUCCAGGCUCCACACCAAGCCCACAAUCAGCCCCACCCUUCUCCUCUCCAACAUGUACCAGCGCCCCGACAUGAUCACUCCCGGUGUCGACCCCCAGGGCCAGCCCCUCGACCCCCAAAAGAUCCAAAACCACUUCGAGGAUUUUUAUGAAGAUCUGUUUGAGGAGCUGAGCAAGUACGGAGAGAUAGAGAGCCUAAAUAUUUGUGACAAUCUUGCUGACCACAUGGUGGGUAAUGUAUAUGUACAGUUUAGGGAAGAAGAACAUGCUGCAAAUGCACUCCAAAAUUUGACUGGAAGGUUUUAUGCAGGGAAUCCCAUUAUUGUUGACUUCUCCCCGGUGACGGAUUUCCGUGAAGCCACUUGCAGGCAAUAUGAGGAAGAUAUAUGCAAUCGAGGUGGCUAUUGCAACUUCAUGCAUUUGAAAAAGAUUAGCAGAGAGCUGAGGAAGCAAUUAUUUGGGAGGAGCGGUAGGCGAAGGCACAGCCCAAGUCCACAAGGGCGUGACAAUCGUGAAGAGCGUCCACAUGGAGGCGGCCGUGGUUAUGGUGGUAGGAGAGGUGAUGACAGAGAUCGCCGCCAUCAUGACAGGGGGAGGAGGCCUAGAAGCAGGAGUCCAGGACGAAGAGGACGAAGCAGAAGCCCUAGGGAACAGAGAAAUAGGAGCCCAGUUAGGGAAGGCAGUGCUGAGAGAAGAGCAAAGAUUGAACAGUGGAAUAGGGAAAGGGAACAAGCCGCAUCUGCUAACAAUGGUGAUGAUGACAACAAUAGCAAUCGCAUUGCACAGAAUGGAGAACAGUACAAUCACCCUCAGCAGCAGGAUGGAGGUUACGACUACUGAUCCAAGUGGCAUUGUGCGAAGUUUUGCAGGUUCAGGUAUUCCUGCUGCAAGGAUUGAGCCUCAUUUUUUAUGGCAGCUUACCAUGUAAUUUAUAUACAGGUUUGGUGUAAUUGUCUGCAGAGCAAGUUUACACGAUCAGACAUGUUUAGGUGCCAGAACUGAAGCUGCUCUCCGCUUUUAAACUGAUGACUCAAUGAAGUUCAUUUGCCACAAUGUGAUCGUUGUCAUGUAUCUUUCGGUUAUUAGCCGUUUAGUUCGAAACAACAGCAGUUCUGCAUUUACCACUCUUUCAUCAAGAACCCUGUGUGUAUUGUUCUUUGGCUUCUAUGUUAUGGUUUGUAAUACGCCAAAUGCAACAAUGAAAAUCCGCCAACUUAUGUUGUUUCUUUUGGAGAGAUCUAUCUACGUGCAUGGUGAUAUGCUUUGUGGUUU